This is a messenger RNA of Glycine soja, 621 nucleotides long. RefSeq lists its product as uncharacterized. NCBI's taxonomy places the organism in Eukaryota, Viridiplantae, Streptophyta, Magnoliopsida, Fabales, Fabaceae. Gene Ontology annotation, molecular function: heme binding; peroxidase activity. The transcript is spliced from 6 exons. Gene Ontology annotation, biological process: cellular response to oxidative stress; hydrogen peroxide catabolic process; response to reactive oxygen species. The record is from RefSeq and is a predicted model, not a curated record. Bases 181 to 621 code for a protein of 146 amino acids.
UCAUUGUUUGGUUUUUUUUUUUUUACUACCGUUUGGUUUUACCCCUUUGUCAAAAGGCCGUUGAGAAGGCAAAGAAGCUUAGAGGCUUCAUCGUUGAGAAGAGAUGCACUCUUCUAAUGCUCUGUUUGGCGUGCAUUUUUUUUAUUUAACAUUAGAUCACUGUUAUUUACGAUUGAGUUUAUGGAUUAUCGUUUUGACGCGUUUUGGUGUGUUUCGUGUGCAGAUGGCACUCUGCUGGAACCUUUGACAAGGGCACAAACACUGGUGGACCCUUCGGACAUUGCUAUUAGGCUUUUGGAGCCACUCAAGGCGGAGUUCCCUAUUUUGAGCUACGCCGAUUUCUACCUGUUGGCUAGCGUUGUUGCCGUUGAGGUCACGGGUGGACCUGAAGUUCCAUUCCACCCUGGAAGAGAGGGUGUCUGUGGCUCAGUGGUGUUUUUAGUGCUCACAGUUAUGCAUUUUCUGAUCAUGUUCAUUAGGACAUUUAUUGGUUGCAGGUAUUAUGUUCCAAGACAUUACUACUCUAUUGCUUUCUGUUGUUGCAGGUAUUAUGUUUCAAGACAUUACUACGUUCUGCUUCACUGGAAAUCGUGCCACUUGAGGAAGUUUUUCAGACUCUGA